AUCAGAGAGCACGUUUUCAUGUUGUAUCACACUUGCUAACGGAAGUAGUGGCACCACAGUUGACACAAACAACCUCAGUCUUUAUAAAUAAGAUGGAGGUGGAUCAGCUGCUGUCUCUCUCAGGUCCAGCUCUGGCUCAGGCCAUCAGCUCUCUGCUGGAAACCCCAGGCCUCUACGUUUUCUCAGACAUACUAGAACUGCCCAACGUCCGUGAGCUGGAGACGGGUCCCCACGCUCCAGUGUACCAGCUUCUCAAUCUUUUUGCGUAUGGAACUUACUGCGACUAUAAAGAGAGGGCAGCCUCACUUCCUGAACUCACACCCGCCCAGAAGAACAAACUCCGUCACCUGUCAAUCAUCAGCCUGGCCUCCAAUCUAAAGUGUCUGCCGUAUUCACUACUGCUCCAGCAGUUAGAGCUGAAGAAUGUGCGCGAGCUGGAAGACCUGCUGAUCGAGGCUGUUUACAGUGACAUUAUCCAUGGGAAACUGGACCAGAGGAACCAGCAGGUCGAGGUAGAUUGCAGCAUAGGUCGAGACCUGGGCCCCAAUGAAUUACCCAACAUUGCCAACACACUGCAGGAGUGGUGUACAGGCUGUGAAGCAGUUCUGUGUGGCAUUGAGGAGCAGGUGUCAAGAGCCAAUCAGUACAGAGAAACCCAGCUCAAGGUCAAAGUUCAAGUGGAAACAGAGGUAUCAAACCUACAAAAAACCCUUAAGGCAAGUUCUGCUUCCCCAUCAUCUGGCCCCGCCCCUGCUGGAGCAGCGUCCAAUCAGGAUGCAGACCAGCCAGCUGAGCCAAGAGACCCUGCCUCCUCUCAGGAACCACGGCAACCAGGAAAAAAGAGUUCAAAGGUCAAAGGUGAAAAAACAAACUCAUCUACAUCUUGGAUGUCUUGAGGGCUUCGUGGGAGCGGAAAGAUUUGGUCAAAGUCUAAUUGAUCUUAAGCGCUGAACUCAAUCUUCAGUAACCCACUCACAGACAGACAUAUUGUGGACUGCUUGCUUGGAUAGACAGAAAAACAAAACUUGCCACUUCUCAGACACAAUCUAACACAAAUACAUAAUCUAACACAAAUACAACUUUUACACAAUGCUGGGAGCGUGUUUAUGUACAUGUGUGCUGUAAAUGUCAUUUAAUUUGACUCAUACUCCUUUUCCUUUGCGUGUGUGUUUUGUUUGUUAUUAAAUCUGGAUGUAAAUUGAUGAAGCCAGUGAAUAAAUGAUAUCCAUCUGUCA
This is a messenger RNA of Sinocyclocheilus grahami, 1235 nucleotides long. It is a transcript of the gene cops7a, whose product is annotated as COP9 constitutive photomorphogenic homolog subunit 7A. The transcript has 9 exons. Gene Ontology annotation, cellular component: COP9 signalosome. Lineage: Eukaryota; Metazoa; Chordata; Actinopteri; Cypriniformes; Cyprinidae. Gene Ontology annotation, biological process: COP9 signalosome assembly. The record is from RefSeq and is a predicted model, not a curated record. Bases 93 to 896 code for a protein of 267 amino acids.